GGAGCAGUAGCUCAUUUUCACAGAGUCAAACACAAAGCACAAAACGGAAGUUGAAGGGACUGAAUGUCACUCUUUGGUCAAACUGUAGCAUGGUAGGCUUCGUUUUUAGCUAGCAUACAGUAAAAUGUCAGGGUACAGUUUAUUUAGGAUAGUCACGUUAACAAAAUGCAUCACAACCAACGCUACAACGUCGCUAAGCAGGACGAACGUAUUAAACAGAAUACAGACCUGUGGCUAUGCUAAGAAAGUUGUGGCCAAAGGGAAAGGUAAAGGCAUGGUGAAAGAAGAGUUCAAGGGUCCAGAGGUGUGUAAAGACCCUGUCAGACUUACUUCUUAUGCAGUUGGGGUCAACAUCCUCAAACAAGGAGAAGACCCCCAGCUGAAGCCUUUGGAGCAAUAUCCAGAGUGGUUAUUCCAGUUGAACCUGGGAACGCCAAAAAAGCUGCACGAGCUGGAGUCAGAAACCUGGGAAUACUGGAAGCGCCUGAGGAAGGAAAACAUUUGGCGUUUCAACAAACUACAUAAAGGGAAGAAGUUUUAAGCCUAACUGGACUGACAGAGGGCUUCUACCGGGGGGGUUGUUGUUUCCGACUCUGUGGACUGAAUUACUUGACAUGGUGUAUAUUCAGAGCUAGAGUUCAGCUUGCUGAAUGAAAUGUCAUGAGCAGCAUAUUCAAUGGCCCUCUCUUGACAAUAAUUUAAAGCUAUAAGAAAUCUCAUUGAUGGUUAUGUUGAAAAUAGGUGAAUUAAACGUUAAUUAAACACUCACAAUGUAAUGGGUCAAAACCCACAACCAGAUUAAGGCCUCAAUAACGAAACAGUCUCAACAAAAACGUCAUACAUCAUAAUCAUUCUUGAAAUUGGAAACAGUAGGUGGCAAAACAACCUCACCACUAGUUCCAUUUAGUAUUGUUACGGAGCUUUCAGUUGUAAGACAGGCUUCUUCUUCAGCAGAAGGUAUUUGGUCAGUUUUCAUGAAAUUGUAGACAUUCAAAUUUCAAAGAUUAGUGGACCUUGUGGUGAAGUUGGUUUUUUUCAGUUUCAGAAAGGUAGUUUUAUACGGCUGCCUAUUUUGUUCAGGGAUACUGCAUUGCUAUGAAUUAAUUUGUUCCCAUUUAUGUUUUUGUUUUUAAUCCAUAUGUGAAGGGAAAUGGCCUGCUCAUAUUUCCACAAAUGGUGUUCUUUUUGUUGUUAUUGUAAACUCAUUAUAAAUAAAUAAGGACUUCGUCCAUA
Molecule: messenger RNA, 1233 nt
Organism: Etheostoma spectabile (orangethroat darter)
Lineage: Eukaryota; Metazoa; Chordata; Actinopteri; Perciformes; Percidae
Gene: mrpl54
Product: mitochondrial ribosomal protein L54
Exons: 3
Coding region: 125-541 (138 amino acids)
Cellular component (GO): mitochondrial large ribosomal subunit
Molecular function (GO): structural constituent of ribosome
Source: RefSeq, a predicted model, not a curated record